UGGCGGCCUCCGCCCGGAUCUCAGCGCUGUAGCCCUGCGCCUCUCCCGCCCUCGUCUCCGGGCCCGCGGCCCCGGGCUCGGCGGAGGCGGCGGAGCUCUGGGCCACUGUAUCUGGAGUAGAGCAGAAAAAUUAUUAUGCCUGCAUUCCCUGGGGACUCUUUGGAAAUUAUACAGUGACAUCUUCAGGGAUUUAGUCUGUUGUGUAUUCUCAGUGUGUCAGCUGUGUGUCUGUGCUGAAACUUGUUCCAAGUCUUUGAAGGGGGAAACAAUGUUAGCAGUGAUGUGUUGCAGCUCUUCAGGAUUUUCGAAACCUUAUUAUUAGGGAGCGCACAGAGUGGUGCCUAAAAUGGAAGUAGACAUCAAUGGCGAGCCCAGAAGUACCCUGAGCACCCUGCCCUUGCCCGUGGCCGAGGCGAGCUCCCCGGGGAAGGCGGAGGCCGAGAAGCCGCGCUGCUCCAGCACGCCCUGCUCCCCGAUGCGCCGGACCGUGUCGGGCUACCAGAUCCUGCACAUGGACUCCAACUAUCUGGUGGGCUUCACCACGGGGGAGGAACUCCUGAAGCUGGCCCAGAAGUGCUCGGGGGGCGAGGAGGGCAAGGGGGAAGCCGUGCCUUCCCUGCGCUCCAAACAGCUGGACGCGGGCCUCGCGCGCUCCUCGCGGGUGUACAAAGGCCGGAGUCGGUACUACCAGCCCUACGAGAUCCCGGCCGUGAACGGCCGGCGGCGCAGGCGGAUGCCCAGCUCAGGAGACAAGUGCACUAAAUCCUUACCUUACGAACCUUACAAGGCCCUCCACGGGCCUCUGCCUCUCUGUCUUCUUAAAGGUAAGAGGGCUCACUCCAAAUCUCUGGACUACCUCAACCUAGAUAAAAUGAGCAUCAAGGAGCCAGCUGACACAGAAGUGCUUCAAUACCAGCUUCAGCACCUGACCCUGCGAGGGGACCGCGUGUUCGCCCGGAAUAACACAUGAACGACUCGUGCGGACUUCAGCCCGCUGAGGUCGACCUACACUUGGCUAGAACGGAAAACAAACACACAUAAAACAAACAAAAAAAAAAAAACAAAAAACGUAAACACCCACUGUUGUACUCUGCUCCUACUUCCCCUUCUAGAUGGUUCUAUCAGCUUAAGUGUGCCUGGAACCUAAAAAUCGUCGGGAUCACACUUUGAAUGCAGGAGUGGACUCACAGGUCCUUGGGACGGGGGAUCAUUUUAGAGCGCGCAGCUGCAAAGAACCCAGAAUGUUGACCGUCUGUAUAGCUUUUGAGCCAGGAAAGGCGGCUUUGGUGCACUGCGUCUUUAGGAUUCUGACACUCAGAUGGGGAAUGUUACCUGCUUGGUUGUAGCUGACUUGGUAUGAUUCAUUACAAAUCUCUCUCUUAAGUACUCAAGUACUUCCGGAAUCUCUGUAUUUUACUAUAACAUGUAUGUGAUGAUUUGUUUUACGAAAUUUAGAACUUGAACAUUGCUGAAUUGGACCACUUUUUAUUUUUAAAUAUUGAGUUUAAAUAUUUUAUAACUGGUUUUGCACUGAAAAAAAAAAACUAACACUUCAGAUUAAGAGCAAAGUCUUACUUCUCUUGCCUCAAUAAUAUUAUUGAGCAAUGAGUUUUUUUUUAUUUCCGCAUGGAAAGUUAUUGAUCUCUAUGGCUGUAAAAUAUUUCUUUAUAGCGUUAUUAAAGUGUGUCUUAAUAACAUUAAAUUUGGGAUACAAAGUAUUUAUUUUGCAACCGGAGGAGUGGAAGCUUUUCUAGAAAGUUUCCAAUACGAAGUUUUCAUCAGUUGGAAAAGUUUCCUUAGUGCUAAUUUUCUAAUUUAAAAUUCAUCUGGAACUUUACAACAGAAAGGAUUCUUUUAAUUGUGGAUGAUAGGCAAAAUACUGUUUGCAUCUGAAUUUCCUGUUAGUGAAUGGAACUUUAAUAGAGGACCUCAUGAUUUCGACUCGUGAAUGCUUGUACUAAAUAUGAAGUAAUGCCAUUCAGCACGGCGUGGGCUCAGUCCGGUUUUAGUCCUGUGCCACACAGCACUCAUUGAAAUCCCAGUUUCUAGGAUUAGUGUAGGAGCCUAAAGCGCUUCUAUAGUUUUAAUGGGUUAAUCCUGGAUUACUUAACAAUUUAUGUCAAUUGCACUGGUUUAAUUUGUUGCUAAAGAAAUAAAGCCCUGGCUUUGGUAACAAAUACAGCUCAACUAUUCUUGAAUAUAUUUUGGGGGGAAAACUGUACGUAACUUACCUUUUGUAAACGUUUCUAUUUUUUUUUCCUUUGACUCUUGAAGGUGCAAUUUAUUACCAAAUUGGCAUUUCUGGCAGCAUCAAAUUUGCAUACUUUUAAGUUUUAUUUUGGGGACUGUGAGUUUCUUAGGUGUUAGCGAUCUUGCUUAUAUAAAAUAAGAACACCUUUUAAUUAACGAAUGGAUCAUUCCUGGUACAAUUGUGAUUUUCCUUGGGCCAGAAUGAAUGACAGACUCCAUUUAGGGCAGCAGACCGAUUAAAAAAACCCUAGGAACUCGUAAACAAUGUUUAUUACACCUUCCCCUUGGGUACACCAUGUGAGAGAGCCUUGGGGAGGUGGGCCUGCUUCUUACUGAGUUGAUUACAUUUCUUGGUGGGCUGCAAGUUUUCAGCUAUUGUAUAUUUUAAGUAAAUUGCACCUUUGUAACAUAUUGUAUUGGUGAAUGAUCGCUAAGAUUGACUUUAUCUAUACUGUCAAGACAUAGAAUCCUGUCAGAUGCCAAAGAGUUGGGAUUUUUACGUUUAAUGAUUAAACACCAUUAUUUAUUGAUGAUUUACCCUGUGGAACUGUAUUAUUUCUAACUAUGAAAUAAAAGGGUGAUGUAAACACACAUUGUUGUGUGGUGCUUUAA
This is a messenger RNA of Lepus europaeus (European hare), 2862 nucleotides long. It is a transcript of the gene MACIR, whose product is annotated as macrophage immunometabolism regulator. Bases 347 to 970 code for a protein of 207 amino acids. The record is from RefSeq and is a predicted model, not a curated record. Gene Ontology annotation, biological process: negative regulation of fibroblast migration; negative regulation of cytokine production involved in inflammatory response. Lineage: Eukaryota; Metazoa; Chordata; Mammalia; Lagomorpha; Leporidae. The transcript is spliced from 4 exons.